Messenger RNA from Scheffersomyces amazonensis, 1582 nucleotides. RefSeq names its product permease. The record is from RefSeq and is a predicted model, not a curated record. Gene Ontology annotation, molecular function: transmembrane transporter activity. Lineage: Eukaryota; Fungi; Ascomycota; Pichiomycetes; Serinales; Debaryomycetaceae. The transcript has a single exon. The coding region runs from base 39 to 1547 and encodes 502 amino acids. Gene Ontology annotation, biological process: transmembrane transport. Gene Ontology annotation, cellular component: fungal-type vacuole membrane.
GUAUAUAAGCAGUAUAUGAUCUACAACUAUCUUAUAACAUGUAUGUUCUUCAUAAAGGUGUCAAGCACGUGAAUCAGUUUCUCCCCUUCACCAAUCACUGGUUAAUCUUAGUUGCAUCAAUUCCGGUUUCCUUAUCAUGCGGCACCUUAUUUGCUUAUUCCGUAUACGCAACUCAAUUGGUUAAGCAAUGUCACUUAGAUACUUCUCAGUCGGCCAAUUUAAAUAUAAGUGCAACAAUCGGUUCAGCCUUUGGAGCAGUCUUUUCAGGUUUAGUUACGGAUUAUUAUGGUACUCAACUUCCAAUGCUUAUCAGUUCUCUUACGACGGGGUUCGGAUAUUUAUGGUUAUAUAUCCAGUAUAAUUUAGGUGAAGAUAGUAGUUUAUGGCAAUUAUUGGGAUCUAUGUUCUUAAUUGGUAUAGGAUCUGUUGCAGGAUAUUUCAGUUCCAUUAAGGCGGUUACAGUUAAUUUUCCAAAUUUUAAAGGUACUGCUCAAAGUAUUACGAUUGCAUCAUUUGCUAUUUCAAGUUUAAUUUUCCUGGCAAUAGCUACUCAUAUAUUCAAGGGAGAAGCUGGUCCAUUUAUUGGGUUUUUGUCAAUUGCAUGUGGAUUAAUGAUCUUUAUUGGAUUUGUUUUUAUUAGAGUCGAUGGUUAUAUUGACCAUACUCCUGUUAUCAUUGGAGAGAUAGAAGAAAUUGAUGAAACAAGUGAUGAGACCUCGACAAUCGAAUCUUCUGCCACUGAAACCGAUCGACUCCUUGGUAACUCCAAAGAUCAAGAGAUUCGUUUGAAGCAGUCUUCAAUAGAUGAUUUGAAGCAUAAAAGCUUGAGAGAUACCUUCUUACAUCCUGUCUUCUGGUAUCACUAUGUUAUUUUGGCUAUAGUACAAGGUUUGGGACAAAUGUAUAUAUAUUCUGUUGGAUUUGUGCUUAAGGCUCUACAUUAUUAUUUCACAAGAGUGGUACCUCCUGAUGUUAAUUCUUCCAUACCUUCAUUAAUCCAUUUACAAGCUUUACAUGUCUCCAUUAUUGCUGUUGCAUCCUUUCUUGGUAGAUUAACUUCCGGCCCAGCAUCUGAUUUCUUUGUCCAUAAGUUACACAGUCAAAGACAUUGGGUAUUAAUAAUAGGUUUAAGUAUCAUGCUUACUGGUCAUCUUUUGAACUCUAUAUUAAUAGAUAUUGUGGCUCUUGAUUUAAGAACUGUUAAUAUUUACCUUCUGAUUGCUUCCGCAUUAAUUGGAUAUGCCUAUGGAUUUAGUUUUGCAAGUUAUCCUGCAAUUGUAUCUGAUCUCUUCAAUAUGAAAAACUACAGUUUUAUUUGGGGAGCAAUGUAUACAGCUACGACUUUUGGUCUUACCCUUAUGACAAAGAUAUUUGGAUAUGUUUACGAUGGAAACACUACUAAAUGGGAUGAUAAAGCUCAAGAAUAUGUAUGUGCUAAGGGUUCUGCGUGUUAUAACCUUUCAUUCCAAAUUACAGCUGGUCUCUGUAUUUUGGCAAUGGUGCAAAUCCUCGGAUAUAUCUACUAUAGAGCUUAUAAAACUACAUAGAUUAUUAUAUUAUUACAUUAUAGAUUAUACAUCAU